AGUGGAUUCUUCGUUUUCUUUCUCUUCGGCUACGAUAAAAACGUACAAACUCUUGAUACUUUCACUUUGGUGAGCACCGCCAAGGUGCUUCGCUUCGUAUUCCGCUGCAUAGUGCAACUGUAUGUGUCCCGGCUCGUUCAUCUUCCCAUCGAUGCUUCUCUCUGCUGCUUCCGCCGUCCAGCCAUAGCGAGCAUAUCCCCUCCGUCAAUCAAGCAAAUUCGCUUCCGCUCUUUGGGGCCGCGGCUUUCUCCGUCGUGGGCGUGCGAGCCCCGUGUCAAGCGCUGUGCCCGUUCCAUGCCUGCUCUGCGUGGCGCACGUCAACGUGGCGGUGCGACGCUUUCCACCCUUCUCCGCUCCCCAUCUUUCCCCCGCGCUCUCUUCGGCAUCCGGCCGGCUCACGCAGUCCUCGUCUCGCGCAUCUCAUCUGUUUCGUUGUACCUAUCCCCACCACCUAUUUCAAAACGUAGCGUAGUCCGUUGUGCGGUAGCUUCGUCGGUUGCCCGUUGCAUACGCACGCUGUCUCCCUUUCGCGCCUCAAAACGCACCUUCCUCGGUGUUCACUUCUUCCUCUUCUAACUUUUUCUUGUAACGCAUGUCCCGCCCGGUGAAGCGCGAGACCACCGGCAAGCACGUCGGCUACGGCAAGGUGAUCCUCUUCGGCGAGCACUUUGUCGUGCACGGCGCGCCGGCCAUUGUGGCGGGCAUCAGCGAGUACACGGCGUGCCGCCUCGAGGCGACGCCCGGCGUCCCUGGGCUGCAGGUGGACGAUCGGCGCCCCGCCAUCCCCGGCUACAUCACGCAGAAGCGCGAGGAGCAGAAGCGUGCCCACCAGCUGGUCCUCGACCACCUGCACAUCGACGUGUCGAAGGACGGCCUCAAGGUGCUCCUCGGCGGCCCGCUGGUGCCGAGCAGCGGCAUUGGCGCGUCUGCGAGCGACGUGGUGGCCUUCUCCCGCGCGCUGAGUGAGCUGUACGGCCUGAGGCUGACGGAGGACCAGGUGAACCAGAGCGCCUUUGCCGGGGAGUGCGGCUACCACGGCACGCCGAGCGGUGUGGACAACACGGCGGCCACCUUUGGCGGCCUCAUCUCCUACCGCCGCGACGGUGGCAAGUCCGUGUUCAGCCCCAUCCGGUUUGAGCAGCCGCUCUACCUCGUCGUGGUGGGCACCGGCAUCACUGCCAGCACGACUGCGGUUGUCGGCGACGUGCGCAAGAUGAAGGAGUCGGACCCGCAGACGUUCUCGCGCCUGUGCCGCAACUACAGCCACGUCGUUGCGCAGGCCCGCGACGCGCUGCAGAAGGGCGACCUGCGGGCCGUCGGCGGGCUCAUGAACGCGAACCACGACCUGUGCCGCGACCUGCACGUCUCGUGCAACGAGCUGGAGGCCAUCGUGCGGACCUGCCGCGGCUACGGCGCGCUUGGCGCGAAGCUGUCCGGCACUGGCCGCGGUGGCAUCGCCGUGGCGCUGGCGGAGAACGCGGAACAGCGGGACAAGAUCGUGGCGGGCCUCAAAGCCGACUGCCCCGAGGCUAAAUUUGUCUGGAAGUACACGGUGGUGCCGUCGGCCGCGGCCAGCUUGUAG
This is a messenger RNA of Leptomonas pyrrhocoris, 1582 nucleotides long. Its product is annotated as putative mevalonate kinase. The coding region runs from base 593 to 1582 and encodes 329 amino acids. Gene Ontology annotation, biological process: isoprenoid biosynthetic process. Lineage: Eukaryota; Euglenozoa; Kinetoplastea; Trypanosomatida; Trypanosomatidae. Gene Ontology annotation, cellular component: cytoplasm. Gene Ontology annotation, molecular function: ATP binding; mevalonate kinase activity. The record is from RefSeq and is a predicted model, not a curated record. The transcript has a single exon.